AUGGCUUUGAUACGUUCUGACUUUAACUUCGUGAAUAAACCUUGGUGGAGACCAGAUUAUGAUGACCGCGCUCCUCAGGAUUUCCUCUCAAGUACCAAGUGUCUCCAACAAGCCAUAUUAUUAUCCGUUAAUAAAGAGGAUGAACUCUUUUGGCUAGGUUACAUUGACUUUCAUCAUGAACGUUAUUUGAUCGAAUGCAUUUCAGCAGAAGGCGAUAUAGGCCUCGAUGUUAUACGACAGUUAUUGAAAAAAUCGUGGUUUAAAGUUUUUCUGAGCAAUAUUCGCGAAAUAAUGUUUCCCAGAAUAAAAUUUGAUCCUUUUUCACGCUUGGCUAGCUUCAUUUGCAGAAAAGUGCUUGGCAAUUAUAUUCACAGAAUAAUUUUCGGCCCUUCUCGUUCUUCGCACUUAGCUAAAAAAGUCCAAAACCUCCGCAAUACCAUUAACGGCAUUUUCCCGACCAUUUUCUUUUCCGACCUUCCAAUUGAUUGCUUUACACCUUUGCUUGCAAAGCAGUUGCAUCAACAGGUUGGCAACGGGUUGAUUGACAAUGCGGGUCAGUACAGAACGCGAUAUGUUAUGUCAGCGCAAGAUAAUUAUGUUUAUUUGGCACCAAAUUUGAUUGAGAACAAAAUGGAAGUGCUAUUCCGUCAAUGUCGACAAAAUUUCAGGAGAGAAGGCUUGGAAUUAGAGGAAGCUAUCAAAUUUGGAGCGUGUUUUCUUGCUCAUUUAUUGGCUAUCCAUCCUUUUAUUAAUGGAAAUGGGAGAAUGGCUAGGUUACUUUUGAGCUAUUUGCUGUCAAGAUUCACUGUGGUGCCACUUUCUUUGUAUUCAGGAGCGAAAACACAAGAUGUGUUUUUACAGUGUUUGCGUGAGGUAACGUGUUUUCAUGAACAACCUAGUGCACUUGCCAGUUUUAUACUUGAGAACAUUCAUACGACAUCUUAUGACAUAUGUACAAUAAUGGACAUAGAUGUUCAGAAUAAUAAUAAUUAA
This is a messenger RNA of Rhizophagus irregularis DAOM 181602=DAOM 197198, 993 nucleotides long. RefSeq lists its product as uncharacterized. Lineage: Eukaryota; Fungi; Glomeromycota; Glomeromycetes; Glomerales; Glomeraceae. The record is from RefSeq and is a predicted model, not a curated record.